This is a messenger RNA of Phlebotomus argentipes, 747 nucleotides long. RefSeq names its product 2-aminoethanethiol dioxygenase. The coding region runs from base 45 to 722 and encodes 225 amino acids. Gene Ontology annotation, molecular function: oxidoreductase activity, acting on single donors with incorporation of molecular oxygen, incorporation of two atoms of oxygen. Gene Ontology annotation, cellular component: mitochondrion. NCBI's taxonomy places the organism in Eukaryota, Metazoa, Arthropoda, Insecta, Diptera, Psychodidae. The transcript has a single exon. The record is from RefSeq and is a predicted model, not a curated record.
ACAAGCAGAUUCAAUCAAAUUUUCCCAGUGAAUUUCCUCUGAAAAUGUCCGUGCAUUUUGCAAAAAUAGUGCAGCAAGCGAGACUCACCUUCGACCAGCGCAAUGUCAUCCAGUUCGCGUCAAAUUUCUCCUGCCUGCAAAGGCUGAUGGAUGAAUUGAAACUGGAGGACAUUCAAGUGAGUCCGGAAGUUGUGUCAAAGCGCUCCUUCAACGUCCCCGAGAAGGCCCCGUGCACCUUCAUUCACAUCUACGAGUGUCCUGUGUUCUCCAUGAGUGUCUUCAUCCUGGCAGAGAAUUACACAAUGCCACUGCACGAUCAUCCGCUAAUGCAUGGCAUUCUGAAGUGCAUCUCCGGCUGUGUUCGCGUUCAGAGCUUCAGCAGUAUAAAGGACGAGCCGCCAAGCGGCAGUGUUGCUGUGCAGAUGAGCCAACCGAAGCAGCUGGACGCCAGCUCACCUGCAGCUAUCCUGACGCCGAAAGAAAACAACUUCCAUGAGAUCACGGCUAUUCCUGGCGGUGGACCUGGAGCGUUCUUUGACAUCCUCAGUCCGCCAUAUGACUCUCCGUUGCCUGCCUUUGGGAAGCGAAAGUGCUCUUUCUACAGGAAAACCCAAGGAUUAGCCGGGGAUUUGAUACUGGAGAGAAUUCCCACUCCGCUGCAUUACUAUUGUGACAACGUUCUAUACGAUCCUCCCCAGUUUUUAAAAGAUAACCAGGCAUAGUUUAUUAUUGUUGCGCCUGUUGUAU